Molecule: messenger RNA, 699 nt
Organism: Cordyceps militaris CM01
Lineage: Eukaryota; Fungi; Ascomycota; Sordariomycetes; Hypocreales; Cordycipitaceae
Product: endo-chitosanase
Exons: 3
Coding region: 1-699 (232 amino acids)
Molecular function (GO): chitosanase activity
Source: RefSeq, a predicted model, not a curated record
AUGCGCUCUUCAACUGUCCUCACACUUGCCACGGUUGGCUCUAUUGCCUCCGGGUACCAGCUCCCCGCCAAGCUCAAGUCCCUCUAUGAUCAGCACAAGUCUGGAUCCUGCUCCAAGAAGCUGGCUGGUCCUUUCAGCGGCGGCGCUUCCUACUGCGGUGACAUUGCCAAUGUCAUCUUCCUAAAGGGCAAUGGUGCCUAUGACAACAUGGACAUUGACUGCGAUGGGGCCAACAGAACCGGCGGCGCUUGUGCCAAUGAUCCCAGCGGGCAGGGUGAGACGGCCUUCAAGGACACUGUCAAGACCUACGGCAUCCCAGACCUUGAUGCCAACGUCCAUCCCUAUGUUGUUUUUGGCAAUGACGGCAGUUCCCCGUCCUUCAACGCCCAGGCACAUGGUAUCAAGCCUCUCUCAGUGAUGGCUGUGGUUUGCAAUGGCCAGGUGCACUACGGUAUUUGGGGUGACACCAAUGGCGGUACUUCGACCGGCGAAGCUUCCCUGGCCAUGGGCAACCUGUGUUUUCCCAACGAGCACCUCACAGGUAACAACGGCCACGACGGCAAGGAUGUCCUGUAUAUCGCUUUCACCGGCGCCGAUACCGUUCCCGGAAAGAAUGGCGCCAACUGGAAGGCCAAGAACAGCGACGACUUUGCGAAGAGCAUCAAGAGCCUUGGUGAUAAGCUAGUCGGCCGCCUGUAA